This is a messenger RNA of Alternaria incomplexa, 2112 nucleotides long. RefSeq lists its product as uncharacterized. Bases 1 to 2112 code for a protein of 703 amino acids. The record is from RefSeq and is a predicted model, not a curated record. The transcript has 2 exons. NCBI's taxonomy places the organism in Eukaryota, Fungi, Ascomycota, Dothideomycetes, Pleosporales, Pleosporaceae.
AUGUCACUUGCUGUUGGAAUAGCGGCGCCCACCUUCAGCGCGCUCAAUAAGCCCCAGAAACGCGCGCUCAUUCUCCGCGACCAACUUCGCUAUGUUGACCCGACGCAUCUGAACACAUUCAUCGAGGGCCUCAGCAACGACGAGCCACCCACAUACACCAGGGUAAAUGGUGUGGUCAAGCCCGAUCUCGUCUUUGUUACCCUCAAAGAAGAGGCCACUCGUUUCGAUCUCGGAAAUGUCAUACUACCGGAAGAAAAGAACGCCAUACAUCGUGUCUACCUGAUGGUGGAGGGUAACCAUGUCCAGAUGCACGUUGAAGAUCCAUUGCCCCUGGAGGAGGAUGAACUCGAUUCUCAUCCUAUCCAUGGUUUCAUUGCAAAGGGUAUGGUGCCUUUGUUCAAGGAGAAGUAUCAGAUUCUUUACAUGAGGGUGAACAAGAUCAACGAAGCGAGGCGGGCUGCUUACAAUAUGCCGUACCAGGCACCGGUGCUGUUUGAUGACGGAGAGUCACGAAAGAGGCGUCCGAAUGAUGAGGUUAUUCCCCAUAUCUCCAACAAGCGCAAGCGCGCUGGUCUCGACAUAAUUCCGGAGGAUGUGAAACGUAACAUCUUCAACACCAUUCCAAGCAACAUCAAGGUCGACCUCUUCAACUCCGUCGUCAAGACUGCGUUUCCCAACUUCAACAACCUCAUGAUUGCGUCUUGGAACGUGGUAACGAUCUACUCUUCUUGUGGUAGCGACUUCCCGGAAUUACAUACGGCCAUCGUUGAUCUGAAGAGUGUCCUUCAAGAUUUCGACGAGACUUUUGGUCAACGCGUCGAUCGCGUCACGCCUAGUUACAGGCACGACUUUGGAGGGCCUUCGAGGGAUCGUGAAGAUGGAAACGGUGACCGAGACCGCGAUUUUACCCGCGAUCAAAGCCGUCGUCGCAAUCACCAAGACAAACACAGUCAUCGCGGUGGAAACAACUCCAGGACCCCCGUCCCCUCCUUUGUACGAAAUGGGGCAGGGAACGCUGAACAGCUCGGAGAUGCCACUGCCAAUGAUUUGGUCCAGUUCGAAGAUGACAUGGAAGUUCCUGUCGACGACGUCGAAAACAUUGAAGACGUGGCGGAACCUGAGAUGUCACCACCGCGCGCGCUCCAGUCGUCUCAACCCUACGGAGAUUCAGACGAUGAUUCGGACGAUGAUGAUGACGAAAUUCCUCCUGUGGAUCCCCGCUCCACUCAUCGACUUGCAAACCAGAGCGUGGCUCGCCACUCCCACCCAAAGCGUACCCCAGAAACCCAUGAUAGAGGAAGCGUUACUACAUCGGCAAAGCCAUCACCAGGCCCACAGUACACUCACGUUACUCGCGAAGUCAGCGGAGAGCCUCAAGAGCAGUUCGCCGACGAGGCAGAUGCUGAGGAUGGUGCUCUUGCCAUACCUCAGACAGCAGGUUCAGAAUUGGCGCGUCGUCGUGAGGAGUACGCGUCCUCUGUGCAGAAGAGGUCCCAGAACGAAGCCCCCAAUGCUAAACCCAUGGCUGAAUCUAGCCCCCGGAAUGCAGCGAUUCCCGAGCAACCGCUUGCAGACGAGGCCGACUCCCAUUCCGAGCACGACCAGCCUGUACCACAGCUCGAUGAUAGUCCCCCUGCAAUUCCGACUUCCUCUUCGUCAACUUCGCCAACUUCGCCACCUCCGCUAAAGAAGAGAAAGAAGGAUCGCGAAGCCGAGUACAGUGUCGCCCAGCUAGACAAGAAGUACCAGGAGCGCAAGGCCCACAUCCUCCUUUCUUUCGAGAACGACAUGAACAAGGUGCCACAAAAGGCCCGCAAGAACCUUCGAGAGAUGGAGGCCCUGAUCGAGCAGCGCAAGAAGUAUGAGGCGCAGGAGCAAGUUGACAAAAGCAACAGUAAAUCUGGACAGACUGCGCGCCCAGGUACCACCGCCGGUGGCAUGUUCGGCAACUACAACACUAAGUCCCUCGGCAAGUCUAUGCUGGGCCCCAAGAAACCGACAGGCAUCGCGCCGGUGGCUCCGAUGUUCCCGAACAGCACUAGAAAGGACCCGAGAGAUAGCGUCGCAAAGGGUACGCAGGGGACUACUCCCCCGUACGGCCGCGGCCGUUAA